UUUCCAAAAAAAAAAAAAAAAAAAGCUUGAUUCUGUAUGAGACUGUGCUCUGUUGUUUGGUUAAUUUUUGUGCUCAGUUCAAGUUCUUAGGAAGAAAACUGUGUUUUAUUUUGUGGGUAUCUGGCUAAAAAGGAAAGGGAAGAAGAAAUAAGAAGUAGAAUAAAAAGUAGCGAAAAAAUGGGGGCAUUCCGAGAAUCGAACUCGGGACCUCUCGCACCCAAAGCGAGAAUCAUACCACUAGACCAAAUGCCCUCAUUAUGAUAAUGUACAUGUCAAAUACGUCAUUAGCGUAAUAAUUUAUUUGUUUUGUUUUCGUGGUCCCUGAUUGGCCCAGUUACUUUUCUUUUCCAUCAUUUUGGAUUACUGGUGGUAUGCAUUUUCCACAAGAUAUGGUAUCAUGGUAAAACAGAAGGUGGAAUUAACAGUCCCCACAUCGAAAGACUGCGAUAUUGUUGAGCGAUAUCAUUGGUAUAGUACUACAAUAGUUUUAGUUUGAGGACAGCACUAUAAAAUUCACGUAAAAGAAUACACUAGGAUCUUAAAAUUAAGUUUAGUUCACAGUAAUGAGUAUGAAUUCACAUAUGGAAUCGUACUGCUAGCGGGGAGACUGUUGUCGGAAGCUAGUUAUUUGGAGAACUAAAUUGAAGUCUUGAGUUUGUUUGAGUUGACUUCCAUGUAGGUAAAUUGUUAGAAGUGGGAAAGGUACUGGAAGUACAAUCAUACCACUACAGAAACCAAAUAGUCUAUCAAGGGGGUUUGAAGAAUGGGAAGAGUUAUGUUAUAUGUUAAUACUUACAUGAAAGACAUUUUCUUUUCACAUGAAUUGAUCACACUACAUAGAUCUGAAGAAUGAGCAGAGUUAUGUUAUAUUAUAAUCUUACAUGGAAGAUAUUUUCUUUUCACAUGAAUUGAUCACACUACAUAGGUCAUGAGUGUUCAUAUUCUGUUCAUUUUUUUGUUCAUUCCAUAUGUUUAAACACUUCAGGAAUUCUUGGAUCAUAUAUAAUUUUUUGUUCUAUAGUUGGGUGAUUCAGUCUCAUUCAAGUUUCGACUCAUUAAUGAAGUGUUAUAUGUCGGGUAAAGUCUAGGAAGACAAAAAAGAUUGCCCUAGUGGGGCAUUCCGAGAAUCGAACUCGGGACCUCUCGCACCCAAAGCGAGAAUCAUACCACUAGACCAAAUGCCCUGAUUAUAUUACUAAACAUGCCAAAUAAGUAAUUAAUAAUAUAGCUUUGGUUCAAUUAUUCCUUUUCUUUUCCAUCAUACUUUUAUACAUGUUCCCGGGGAUAGAUAUACUUGUUUUCCUGAAGUUAUAUCACUGUUAAGCUAGAAGUCUAGAAGAGGGAAGUACUGCUCGGUAAUAUGGAAACUUAAUUGAACUUUAGAGUUCAUUUGAGUUCAUAUAGCCUAUCGAUGGGAUUUGAAGAAUGAGAAGAGCUCAAGUUCUUAUUGCUAACAUAUGUUACUAUGUAAUGUCAUGCCGAAGUUUGCCAUCUAGGAAGUUUUAUCCUGUGAUAAGUGGAGCCAAUGCUAAUUCCUUGCUAUGUUUGAAUGGAACCCGAUCCAAAGAAGGUUAAGGGGAAAAUCUAUGUGAGUGGAUUUGUGAAAAUAUUAGACAAGACAAAAAAUUAAACAAGUGGGGCAUUCCGAGAAUCGAACUCGGGACCUCUCGCACCCAAAGCGAGAAUCAUACCACUAGACCAAAUGCCCGUACUAUGGUAUCUGCAUCUCUACGCAGUUGGUUAAUUCAGUCGGUUUUCCUCGGGUCUGUAGUUGGUUGGUUUGAACACUGCAGUUUGCAAUGAAUAUUUUUGAAGUUUUCAAUAAAGAGCUUUUUGAAGGGUUGGUGGUUGUGAGGUUGGAUUGGAAGCUGUCCAUGGCCACCUUCGCAGGAACCUCCCAGAAGUGCACAGCCUGCGAAAAGACGGUGUAUCUGGUUGACAAGUUAACAGCUGAUUCCAGAUCCUACCACAAAGCCUGCUUCCGAUGCCACCACUGCAGAGGUACCCUAAAGCUCAGCAACUUCUGCUCAUUUGAGGGAGUCCUAUACUGCAGGCCUCACUAUGAUCAACUCUUCAAGCGAACUGGUAGUCUGGAUAAGAGUUUUGAAGGCACACCGAAAAUUUUGAAACCAGAAAAACCUACGAUUGAGAAUGAGAAUAGCAAGGCAGUAUCAAACAUGUUUGUUGGUACCAAAGAUAAAUGUGUGGGAUGUGAAAAGACAGUGUAUCCCAUUGAGAAGGUCUCGGUGAAUGGGACUUCAUACCACAGGAGGUGCUUCAAAUGUACCCAUGGAGGUUGCACCAUAAGCCCAUCUAACUAUAUUGCACAUGAAGGAAAGCUCUACUGCAAACACCACCACAUCCAACUCUUCAAGGAGAAAGGGAAUUACAGCCAGCUUGAGAAUGAACGUGAAAAGCAAUCGGAGACUGGUAGUUAGUCAUGAGCCACUCCUAAUGUUUAAGGCGCUUUUCAUUAAUUUUAACUUGUAAUCUUGUUUUUGGUCAUGCAUUUGAUGUAAUGUGAGGUUGAUCUGCAUCUGCUUAAUGUGUGAAAUGUUUUUCUGCGGCAUUUUUGAUUGGUCA
This is a messenger RNA of Rosa rugosa (rugosa rose), 2583 nucleotides long. Its product is annotated as LIM domain-containing protein WLIM1-like. NCBI's taxonomy places the organism in Eukaryota, Viridiplantae, Streptophyta, Magnoliopsida, Rosales, Rosaceae. The record is from RefSeq and is a predicted model, not a curated record. Gene Ontology annotation, cellular component: actin cytoskeleton; plasma membrane. The coding region runs from base 1800 to 2438 and encodes 212 amino acids. The transcript has 9 exons. Gene Ontology annotation, molecular function: actin filament binding. Gene Ontology annotation, biological process: actin filament bundle assembly.